GUUCAUUCCUUACGUUUUUUGUUUUUUUGCUUAACAUACGAGAAUAGUGCCAUUUCUUUUCAUUUAACAUGAAGGACUAAUUUAUAGCAUAAUCACAAAAAGAAAAAAGAAUGAGCUACUUUCCAAACCGGAAACUUUUGUUUUGAAAUUCUCUAGCUCGUCAGCGGUCAGCAAGCAAGAAACAUUUCUCAACAUUUCCAUUUUUAUGGUGCAUUUUCAAAUCUUUUAGCUAAACAGAGGAUAAAGUUCAUAGUUAAUUUGUGUAGCAGUUUGCAAAAAUCGCUGCACACAUGACUAAGCACGAGUUUGAGGUGGCCAUGACAUGCGAGGGCUGCUCGGGAGCCGUGACCAGAAUCCUCAACAAGCUGGGAGACGUGAAGUUCGAGAUCGAUCUGGCGAAGAAGCUGGUGUGGAUCGAGUCGGACAGAGACGUGGACGCGCUCAUGGAGACGCUGAAGAAGUGUGGGAAGGAGGUCAAAUACAACGGCAUUAAGUGAAGGAGUCUGCUGUGACAGAGGAAGUCCUCGCUGCUGGAGUGGAGGUUAGGACCAGAACAUGUGUUCCCUCCAGGAGGACGUCCUCAGAAACCUCCUCAUGCUUCGAGGAGGGAGACGCCGUGUUAGAACAUCCCAGAACCGCGGUUCCAUCCAUCUGCUUCUGUGGUUUUUGACCUUCAGAUGUUCUCUCCCAAUGAUUCUGAUCUGCUCUGAAUGAUUCCAUGAUGGAGGAGAUGCUGCCUUGAAGGGUUCCAGCCUCUUGAAGCUCCUGCAGGAGAACAGCUCAGCAGACACGGGGAACUGUUUGCAGCAUCGUCCACAUCCUGGCAGAACCUCCGGACUCUUUGGGUGAAAGUUCCUGAACUUUAGCUUAGUGCGUCUGAACAUCUGAAACAUCUGUCUGCUUCCUUCAGGAGACGCCUCUGCUCCUCAGACCUUCAUCUGUCUCAACUGUUUCCAUUCCUGAACUUCUCCGUCCUAAUUUAUGGUUUCUGCAUCGAGAAAAUAAACGUUCUUCACUCAGCAGA
Oryzias latipes (Japanese medaka) is the source of this 1024-nucleotide messenger RNA. It is a transcript of the gene atox1, whose product is annotated as antioxidant 1 copper chaperone. Gene Ontology annotation, molecular function: metal ion binding; copper chaperone activity. Gene Ontology annotation, cellular component: cytosol. The record is from RefSeq and is a predicted model, not a curated record. Gene Ontology annotation, biological process: copper ion transport. NCBI's taxonomy places the organism in Eukaryota, Metazoa, Chordata, Actinopteri, Beloniformes, Adrianichthyidae.